This is a messenger RNA of Prorocentrum cordatum, 426 nucleotides long. Lineage: Eukaryota; Dinophyceae; Prorocentrales; Prorocentraceae. The record is from the annotation of a GenBank genome assembly.
AUGGCGCCGAAGAAGGCGAUGAAGAAGGCGAAGGGCAAGGCCGCGGGGACGAAGGGCACGAGCGCCCUGCGUCGCCCUGCUGCAGCUGCGAAUUCGUCGUCAAAGCAGGAGUGGCAGUUGGCGGUGAGGGACUUGCCAAAGCAGGGGGCAGUAGUCAAAGCGAAGUUCGACGCCGACGAGGACGAGGGCCAGCGCAUUGACGGGGAGGCUGGUUCGAGGCAGACGUCGCUGUCCCAGCGCCGCGUCUUCAAGAUGUGCAGGGAGAGCAUCUGCCAGGAGGACUUGGACAAGUACGACUGGUACAAGUCGAAAGAGUGCACCAUCAAGGGGAAGGAGCGCUUGGCCAACGAGAUCAUCAACGCGUACGUGCCGAGGGACGUGGGCUACGGCGGUCGCAUCAAGCCCGGCAAGAUGGCGCUGCAGAGG